AUGGCAUUUGAUAUCAAUGAAUGUCCUCACGCUUGUGGAGUGAAUGCGGAAUGUACUAAUACUCCAGGAAGCUACACAUGCCGAUGUCGAGCUGGACAUAACGGAGAUCCAUACUUAUCAGCUGGCUGUCACGACGAAGACGAAUGUCUCAGACCAGGUGCCUGUGGAAGAAAUGCUCAAUGCUUCAACAACAUCGGUUCUUAUACUUGCAGCUGUUUGGAAGGAUAUACUGGAAACCCACUACAGUCUUGCUUAGAUAUUGAUGAAUGCCAGCAGAACCCAUGCUCAGACAAUGCUGCAUGCCGGAACUUACCUGGCACUUUUGAAUGUAACUGUUUUGAAGGAUACGAUGGAAAUGCCAGAGAAAAAUGUACCAGAGUUAAAGUUGACAUCCAUUGCCAAGGUGACUAUGACUGUACAGAAAAUGCGGAAUGCAAAAGAGCCAGAUGUCAAUGCAGAUCUGGUUUUCAAGUGGUUGGGUCCGAAUGCGUUGAUAUCGAUGAGUGCAGAACACCAAACAUUUGUGGCCGUAAUGCAGUAUGUAAGAAUAUUGUUGGAAGUUACAGAUGUGAAUGUAGAAAUGGCUAUGAAAAAACAUCACCAGCUUCAGAGAGCCACUGCAGGGAUAUUAAUGAAUGUUUGUUUGGACGAUUUCCAUGUGGACAAAAUGCAAAAUGUAUCAACAAUGAUGGAAGUUAUGAAUGUUUGUGUCCAGAUAAUCUGAGAGGAGAUCCAAAAGUUGCUUGCAAAUCACCUUGUGCCGAUAUUGAUUGUGGAACACAUGCAACAUGCCAAGCAAAUGAAAAAGAAGCCACUUGUGUUUGCAACCUGGGAUACAGUUUUGAUCCAACGAAUGUCGGAGCUGGUUGUCAAGACAUCAAUGAGUGUGACAACGCCCAUGGACCAUCAGGUCUUUGCGGACAAGGUGCCAUGUGUAAUAACGUGCCAGGAAGUUAUCAUUGCUACUGCCCGCCAGGAUUUACCGGUGAUCCGUUCAGAUAUUGUGAAGACAUUAAUGAGUGUGAUCGCCGAUUCGGACCCAGCGGUCAAUGUGGAGAAGGAGCUACAUGCACAAACACGAUGGGAAGUUUCGCUUGCGCGUGUCCACCAGGGUUCACAGGAAACGGUAGAAUUAAAUGUCAAGAUAUAAAUGAAUGCUCACAAGCAUUUGGACCUAAUGGAAAGUGUGGCAUUUCUGCCAUUUGCACCAACCGACCGGGAUCUUUUGAUUGUCGCUGUCCACCCGGAACGAGUGGAGAUCCUUUUGUUAGGUGUACUGCGGUUGUCCAAUGUCGAGACGAUGCUUCCUGCCGUGGGCACUCAGUUUGCAGCAGAAGUCAAUGUGAAUGUCCUGAGCCAUACUUCGGAGAAGAAUGCAAACAUCCUUGCGAUGAUGUUUUCUGCGGUGAUCAUGCAACGUGCCAACUCGAUCUCCAUAAAGAACCUGUUUGUGUCUGCUCACCAGGUUUUACAGGACGUAGCAACAGCUUGCCUGGAUGCAUUGACAUUGAUGAAUGCAGUAGUGGUGCACGAGUAUGUGGACCAGAUGCGGCCUGCCGCAACAGCCCUGGAUCUUAUGAAUGCAUCUGCCCACAUGGAUAUUCAGGAGAUCCAUAUAGAGGAUGCAUCAAGAGUGAACCUUCCACACUUACCUGCUCUGAGAAAAAGCCUUGCCCAGCAAAAGAAGAAUGUGUCUCAACGGGGACUACACCUCAGUGUAUUUGCAAGCGAGGUUACACUAGAGAUCCAAGCUCAGACAGAUGCAGAGACAUAAACGAAUGCACGGAAAAACGCGACAAGCCAGCUUGUGGCAGACAAGCAUUCUGCUUAAACAUGGAAGGUAGUUACAUCUGCCGAUGCCCACCAGGACAUAUGGGAAAUCCUUACAGCGCCUGUUACCCAGAAAUGAUGGAAUGUCGAACACACGAGCAAUGUCCUGGAAACACAUUUUGCUUGGACGACGGUGCUCAAGGUCAACACUGUGGAUGUAAACCACCAUUUGUACAAGACGGAGAGUACUGCAUAUUGGUGAGUCGCAACUGCUCCACAACCAACCCAUGCCCGGAAAAUCAGGAAUGUGUAUUUACAGGAAAUGGAUACGGCUUCUGCAUCUGCCCCCGUGGAUACACACUGGACGCUACUGGAUUUUGUAGAGAUAUUAACGAGUGUACUGAAAUCAAAGACUGGUCUUUGUGUGGAGCCAAUGCAGAGUGCAUUAAUCUACCAGGCGCCUAUCAGUGCCUCUGCCUUUCAGGAUACACUGGAAAUCCAAGACAGGGUUGCAGUAGAAUCGAUCCUUGUGAGUAUUAUUCUUGUGGACAGAAUGCAAAAUGCGAAUUAACAGGGAAAGGGCCCAAAUGUGUUUGUAUUCCUGGAUGCUCUGGGGAUCCGAACAGAGAAUGCAAAGACAUCGACGAGUGUUCAUCCGAAUUAGGAAUAGAUCCGAAUGGACCAUGCUCGGUGGGAGCCACCUGCAUCAACAGGUUGGGCGGAUAUGAGUGUGUAUGCCCACCGGGAACCUCUGGAGAUGCCUACAAAGGGGGAUGUCGUGGUGCAACAGGAUGCUCAUCAAACAGACAGUGCCCUCGCAAUGCUGUGUGCGAUUCUCGUGGAGGAGCUUGUGUUGAUCCAUGCUCUACUGCAUUGUGUGGACAGAAUGCUGACUGUUAUGGAGACGAUCAUAGAGCCGUUUGCAAGUGCAGACCAGGGUAUUCUGGAAAUCCUAAUGAUUUAGAACGGGGAUGUGUAUCACCGUGUUCAGGAGUGUAUUGCGGAAUGAAUGCUCAAUGUAUUGUCAAUUCAGAUAACCGUCCCGUGUGUCACUGCUUGCGUGGAUUCUCAGGAAAUCCUUGGCCAGGUGCCUCGUGCCAUCCAAAUCAGCGUGGAUGUAGCUUGCAACGUCCAUGUCCAUCACCUAAUCAAGUUUGUAGUGGUGGAGCUUGUGUCGAUCGUUGUCAAGGUGUCGAUUGUGGAACAGGAUCACGCUGCGACAUAAACUCAGGAAAUUGCGUCUGUCUUCCAUUUUUCAUCGGGAAUCCAAUGUCCAUGUGUGUACCACCCCUCUUGCCACCAAUUUGUGUGCCAGCAUGUGGUGUGCAAGCUCAUUGUGUUUAUGGCGUGCCAAAUGAAUGCCGGUGCAAUCCUGGCUUUUCUGGAAAUCCAUAUUCAGUGUGCAGCACGAGUCGAAGUUGCACAGAGGUGCGUUGCGGAAGCAAUGCCAAUUGCAUAGAAAGACCAAACAGAGUGGAAUGCAUUUGUCCUGCUGGAAUGCAAGGAAAUGCAAACAUUGGAUGUCGGGAUGUCAAUGAAUGUUUGGGAAGCAAUCCAUGUGGUGGAGGUGCAUCCUGCAUCAAUAGUGUUGGAAGCUUCUUGUGCGCAUGCCCGUCUGGAACAACUGGAAAUCCACUAUUUUCAUGUACCCCAGCAUCAACACCCUGUGAGCCUGGACAAGGAUGCGCUUGUUCUUCAGAUUCUGGUUGCUCAGAUGGAGAAAUUUGUGGAUCAAGUGGCUCUUGUCAAGAUUGUCGUGAAAAUUAUAUUCAGUUAUUCAGUUGA
Molecule: messenger RNA, 3555 nt
Organism: Uloborus diversus
Lineage: Eukaryota; Metazoa; Arthropoda; Arachnida; Araneae; Uloboridae
Product: neurogenic locus Notch protein-like
Exons: 31
Coding region: 1-3555 (1184 amino acids)
Molecular function (GO): calcium ion binding
Source: RefSeq, a predicted model, not a curated record